GCUAACCAUGCAGUCGAUUAUGUCGCCCACUGUCUGUCUGACAUUGUCUUCAUCUAUCCCGGAAUCACCACCGAUGCCUACCUCGGCCAGGCUCUUAAGUCCUGGGCAUCAAACACCCUCGACACUCCUGCCAUUCGCAACGGCCAGGGAGAACUCGUCAAGGUUGUCGAGAUGGAGACUCGCACCGGUGCCCUGACAGCUGUCCAGGGUGCCUUGGCUGAAGCCAAUUCUUCAAAGACCGUCACUGUCCUGACUUCAUCUCAGGCCUUGCUGUCCAUGAUCCCCAACUUACACGCUCUCGCCAUCGCUCGCCAGCCCGUCGUCUUCCAUGUUGCCUCCCACUACGUCGACCAGGACCUCGUUGCCCACUCCAACGUCGACGCCGUCUUGGCUGCCCGCAACACCGGUGCGCUUCUCUUGGCUUCUUCUACCGUCCAGGAGGCCCACGACAUGUCCCUCGUUGCCCAUCUCUUGUCCCGCGCUGUCCAGCUGCCCGUCAUCCACUACUUUGACGGCGUAUCGGCCUCCAGAGACAUCCAAAAGGUCAACCUGUUAUCCUAUGGCCGCAUUGCCGCCCUUGCUGCUGCCCAGUCAGUCGAACAGUCCAAGAAGUCCUACGCCGAAGCUUAUGCCACCGCCAAGGCUCUCUUGGCUCAGUUCGACUACAAGCCCUUUGACUACUUUGGCGACGCUGCCGCCGAAACUGUCUUGGUCACCCUUGGCGCCAGCUCCUCCACAAUCGCCACUGCCGUCUCCCGUGCCUCCAAGUUCCUCUCUACUCGCGUCGGCUUGGUCUCUGUCCGUCUCUACCGCCCAUGGUCCGAGGCUGAUCUUAUCGCCAUCCUGCCCAAGUCUGCCACUCGUCUGGUCGUGCUUGAGGAAGGCGAUGGUCUGUUUGCAUUCAACGGCCCUCUCUUCCUCGACAUCGCUGCCGCAAUCCGAUUCAGUGGUCUGUCCGUCAAGCCCCGUCUGGUCACCGCUCAGGCAAGCAGCUUCCAUCACCUCAAUGCCAGUCACAUGCCUCUCUUGAUCGAUCAGGCCAGCCAGGCUACCUUUGUCGAUCUGCAGACCGCUCCCUUCAUCGUCACCCUUGCUGACCAAACCAGAGAAAAGGAAGAGAAGAAGGAAUGGCAGGCAUCCAUCUGGGACUCCUCCGCUGAGACUGCUCUCCAGAUCGUCCACCUGCUCCACCAGGACACCACAAGCGCCGUCCAGGCCGAAAUCGUGUCUGAUGCGCUCCAUGUCGGUGGCCCAGUCAUCAACACCCGCCUCACCACUGCCAAGAGCACUGCCGGCAGCCAGGUUGACUACCUCGGUAUCCACGACACAUCUCUGAUCCGCGAGUACGACGUCCUUGCGCUGGCAAAGCCCAAGGCUGUGGUUGUCCUCAACGGCCCCUGGAAGCACGGUGACGACAUCGAGGCCCACCUCACCAACGAGUUCAAGCUCAAGGCCACCCAGCUCGACAUCAAGCUCUACACCAUCGACAGCGCCCGUGUUGCACAUGAGCUCGGUCUGCAUGCCUCUGCCGUCCACCUGGUGUGGGAGGCCGUGUUUGGCCUGUUGGUCCAGCCUCUCGAUCUGGUCAAGCGUCUCACUGCCCUCUACCGCGCUGUUGUUCUUCCCGUUGCUCCCUUGAACCGCCCAGUUGGCUCUGAUAACGAUGACGAUGAUAAGAACAAGAAAUCCCAGAUCCCUGGAGAGGAAGAGUCUACUGGUGGUGUUGCUGAGAUCUCAAAGUGGCACAAGGCUGCAUGGAACUUGAUGUUCAAGGAUGCCUUCCAGACCACCGAGUCCGCCCGCCCUGAUAUCCACGAACCCACCUACGUCGUCCGCCUGACCGAGAACAGACGUCUGACUGCCAACAGCUACGACCGUAAUGUCUUCCAUCUCGAGUUCGACACCACCGACUCCAACCUGACUUACAGCCUUGGUGAUGCUCUUGGUGUCUAUGGUCACAACGACUACGAUGAGGUACGCACCUUCCUGGAGUGGUAUGGUCUCAAGGAGGACGACGUCAUUCUUAUCGGAGGUGAAGAUGGCAAGAAGGAGGCCCGUUCUCUGUUCCAGCUGUUCUCCCAGACCCUCGACUUCUUUGGCCGCCCAUCCAAGAAGUUUUACGAGACCCUUGCUGCAUUUGCCACUGAUCCCAAGGAGCGUGACCAGCUUUUGUUCCUCGUGUCUCCCGAAGGUAAAGAAGACUUUAAGAAGCGUGUGGAAGAGACUGUGACCUACGAGGACCUUUUGCGUGAGUUUGGAUCUGCCAGACCCCCUGUCGAGGCUCUUGUCCAGAUGGUUGCACCCAUCAAGCCCCGUCACUACUCCAUUGCCUCGUCGCAGAAGAUGCAUCCCGGCCAGGUCCACUUGCUUGUCGUUGCUGUCGACUGGGAGACCGCCAAGGGUAAGAAGCGCUUUGGUCAGUGCACUCGCUACAUGGCCGACAUGAAGAUCGGCACCCAGGUCACUGUGUCCAUCAAGUCGUCCGUGAUGAAGCUGCCUCCUCUCGACACCCAGCCUGUUAUCAUGGCUGGUCUUGGUACUGGUAUGGCUCCCUUCCGUGCUUUCAUCCAGGAGCGUUCGGUCGCCAAGGCUGCCGGCAAGGAAGUCGGUCCAGUUGUGCUCUACUUUGGUUCGCGUAACCGUCGCAACGAGUACCUCUAUGGUGAAGAGCUCGAGGCUUACUUGGCCGACGGUGUCCUUUCCCACAUGGGUCUUGCAUUCUCGCGUGAUCAGGUCGAAAAGGUCUACAUCCAGCAUAAGAUGAAGGAGGAUGCCAAGAUGCUCAGUGAUUAUCUGGUCAACAAGGACGGCCACUUUUACCUCUGCGGUCCCACCUGGCCUGUUCCUGAUGUCAAGGAUGCUCUUGUCUAUGGUCUCGAGCAUCACACCAACAUUGAUGCUGCCAAGGCAUCUGCUUUGAUUGAAGAAUGGAAGGAGAAGGAGAAGUACAUCUUGGAAGUCUAC
Messenger RNA from Phycomyces blakesleeanus NRRL 1555(-), 2964 nucleotides. RefSeq lists its product as hypothetical. Gene Ontology annotation, molecular function: flavin adenine dinucleotide binding; sulfite reductase (NADPH) activity; FMN binding. The transcript is spliced from 2 exons. The record is from RefSeq and is a predicted model, not a curated record. NCBI's taxonomy places the organism in Eukaryota, Fungi, Mucoromycota, Mucoromycetes, Mucorales, Phycomycetaceae. The annotation marks the transcript as partial. Gene Ontology annotation, cellular component: cytosol.